CUGCAGCGGCCAUGGCCACCAAUAAGGAGCGACUCUUUGUGCCUGGUGCCCUGGGGCCUGGCUCUGGCUACCCAGGGGCUGGCUUCCCCUUCGCCUUCCCAGGGGCACUCAGAGGGUCUCCACCUUUCGAGAUGCUGAGCCCUAGCUUCCGGGGCUUGGGCCAGCCUGACCUCCCCAAGGAGAUGGCCUCUCUGUCGGUGGAGACGCAGAGCACUAGCUCAGAGGAGAUGGUGCCAAGCUCGCCCUCACCCCCUCCACCUCCCCGGGUCUACAAGCCGUGCUUCGUGUGCAAUGACAAGUCCUCUGGCUACCACUAUGGGGUCAGCUCUUGUGAAGGCUGCAAGGGCUUCUUCCGUCGCAGCAUCCAGAAGAACAUGGUGUACACAUGUCACCGUGACAAAAACUGUAUCAUCAACAAGGUGACCCGGAAUCGUUGCCAGUACUGCCGGCUACAGAAAUGCUUUGAAGUUGGCAUGUCCAAGGAAGCCGUUCGGAAUGAUCGCAACAAGAAGAAGAAAGAGGUAAAGGAAGAAGGGUCGCUUGACAGCUAUGAGCUGAGCCCCCAGUUAGAAGAGCUCAUCACCAAGGUCAGCAAGGCCCAUCAGGAGACCUUCCCCUCGCUCUGCCAGCUGGGCAAGUACACCACGAACUCCAGUGCAGACCACCGGGUGCAGCUGGAUCUGGGGCUGUGGGACAAGUUCAGUGAGCUGGCCACCAAGUGCAUCAUCAAGAUCGUGGAGUUUGCCAAGCGGUUACCUGGCUUCACCGGUCUCAGCAUUGCUGACCAGAUCACUCUGCUCAAGGCCGCCUGCCUGGACAUCCUGAUGCUGCGGAUCUGCACAAGGUACACCCCAGAGCAGGACACUAUGACCUUCUCCGAUGGGCUGACCCUGAACCGGACUCAGAUGCACAACGCCGGCUUCGGGCCCCUCACAGACCUCGUCUUUGCCUUCGCUGGGCAGCUCCUGCCGCUGGAGAUGGACGACACGGAGACAGGCCUGCUCAGCGCCAUCUGCCUCAUCUGCGGAGACCGCAUGGACCUGGAGGAGCCUGAGAAAGUGGACAAGCUGCAGGAACCGCUGCUCGAAGCCCUGAGGCUCUAUGCCCGGCGCCGGCGGCCCAGUCAGCCCUACAUGUUCCCCAGGAUGCUCAUGAAGAUCACUGACCUCCGGGGCAUCAGCACCAAGGGAGCAGAAAGGGCCAUUACCCUGAAGAUGGAGAUUCCAGGCCCGAUGCCUCCCCUGAUCCGAGAAAUGCUGGAGAACCCCGAAAUGUUUGAGGACGACUCCUCGCAGCCUGGCCCUCACCCCAAGGCCUCCAGCGAGGAUGAGGUUCCCGGGGGCCAGGGCAGAGGGGGCCGCAGCCCCCAUCCUGACCAGGGUCUCUGACUUCCCCUGCCUUGGGGGUUGGGGCUCCAGGCAGCAGACUGACCAUCUCCCAGACACCGCCAGUGGCUGGGGGAGGACCUGCUCUGCCCUCUCCCCACCCCUUCCAAUGAGCUCCUUGUUUUUGCCAAAGUUUCCAGGGGUGCCUCUGUGUUCAUCCCCAUCUUGCUCUAACCGGCUCCCUCUCCAGUCCUGGGGGCCUGCCCUGUUCCCUCCAGGAGAGAGGGCAGAGGGGUGAGCCUGGGUUUGGACUCUGAAAUCUUAGCACUGCCCCUCAGACACCAGGGUCCAGGCUCCCCAGGGCAGGAGGAAGACCCUUCAUUCCACAGCCCCUUCCUCUGCUGGGUGCUUAGGCCUCUGGGAGCAAACAGGAACACUAGAGACCAAAAGGGGGCCGUAGGGGGAGGGCUGAGCCCACCCUCUUGCCCCUGUCCUUGGUGCCUAAUGCUGCGUGAGGCACCUGCCAGGUGCAUCCUGCCCGCUGUGCCCCAUCCUCAUGCCAGGUCAGAGUGGGGCAGCCCGGGCCCUGCAUUUCUGUUGGGGGGGCAGGGGGUGAAAGGGACAGAUGUGGAUCGCUCCGCACCUCUUCACUGGGGCCUCCGUUACAAGCCCCUCCCCCAGCCCUGUCACGUGCCUUGGGCCCCCCCUGCCCCUCAUCUCAGCCUUGGGGCAGGGACCCUCCUACACUACAGAGGGGCCAGGGGAUCCCUCUCCCCCUAGUGCCUUCCCCCUUGACCCCCCAGAGCAGCUUGGCCCAGGGAGAGGUGGGGUGGGCACUGCUUAGCUGAUCCCGCCCUGACCCAGAGGAAGCCUCUAUUUAUUUAUUAGCUUUUGUUUACACCCUGGAAUUGACCCCUUCCUCCAGGGGACUUGGGAGGGGGAGCCCAGGGCCCCUGUGACCCCUCUCUUCCUCCAAUCCCCAGUUUGUAUUUAGCUGCCAAAUAAGAUUCCCACUGGCUCCCCUUUUUCUCUGGGGGGUCCGGGUGCUGUCCCCUCCCCUCUGUUUACAUUUCUCCUCCACCCCCCACCCCCGC
Budorcas taxicolor (takin) is the source of this 2419-nucleotide messenger RNA. It is a transcript of the gene RARG, whose product is annotated as retinoic acid receptor gamma. Gene Ontology annotation, molecular function: nuclear receptor activity; zinc ion binding; RNA polymerase II cis-regulatory region sequence-specific DNA binding. Gene Ontology annotation, biological process: cellular response to corticotropin-releasing hormone stimulus; retinoic acid receptor signaling pathway; regulation of transcription by RNA polymerase II. The transcript has 8 exons. Gene Ontology annotation, cellular component: transcription regulator complex; nucleus. NCBI's taxonomy places the organism in Eukaryota, Metazoa, Chordata, Mammalia, Artiodactyla, Bovidae. Bases 12 to 1388 code for a protein of 458 amino acids. The record is from RefSeq and is a predicted model, not a curated record.